AUGAAUGUGUUUCCAUGUUUCAGUUAUGCGGUGGAGAGGAGGAUUGAAGCUUUCUACAAAGGUGGAAGAGUCCAGAUCAAUAAAGACGGAACUCACCUCUUUUGUACUUGUGGAAAUAAAGUUAAUAUUCUAGAAAUUUCCACAGGAGUUAUUGUCCGCUCUAUAGAACAGGAUGAUCAGGAAGAUAUCACCUGCUUUGCACUUAGCCCAGAUGAUGAGAUCUUGGUGACGGGCAGCCGUGCUUUGCUUCUAAAGCAGUGGUGUUGGGAGGAUGGUACUUGCUCCCGCACCUGGAAGGCCAUUCAUACAGCACCGGUCGCAAGUAUGACCUUUGACCCCACCUCCACUUUGCUGGUUACAGGAGGAUGUGAUAGCACCAUCAAGAUUUGGGAUAUCCUCAAGCAGUACUGCACCCAUAACUUGAAGGGGUCAUCUGGAGUUGUCCAUUUGGUCCAGUUCCAUCCUGACAUGUCCCGAUUGCAGCUGUUCUCCUCCAGCAUGGAUUAUAAGAUCCGAAUCUGGGAUUUGAAGUCCAGCAAGUGUGUGUCUAUACUAGAGGCCCACUACAGUGCUGUCACCUCCCUCUGCUUCUUCCCUGAUGGGAACACCAUGGUCAGCUCUGGAAGAGACAAAAUUUGCACAGUGUGGGAUUUGGAGACCAAAACCUCAAAAAGGACAGUGGCAGUGUAUGAGAGUGUAGAGGUGGCAUUGCUUCUUCCAGAAUCCUCAGAUGUGAUUGGCAGAGAAGAUAACACUGAGUCUCUCCUCUUUGUUACAGCUGGCAGUAAAGGUAUCUUGCGGUUGUGGGAUGCGACCACCUCUAGCAAGAAAGUGUCAGAGGAAGAAGGGGAUGAGCACAGCCUGAUUCAUUGCCUGCUCCUACCCAAUCAGAAGAAGGUUGUCACCGUCACAGCAGAACACAAUAUCCUGAUUUAUGAUCUUCAGGACCUCCAGCUAAAGAAACAGUUUGCAGGCUACAACGAUGAAGUCCUGGAUGUGAAAUUCUUGGGCCCAUCCAAUUCUCAUGUUGUGGUCGCUACAAACAGCCCCCAAAUUAAAGUGUUCGAGCUGGCAACAUCCAACUGCCAAAUCCUGUACGGCCACACAGAAACUGUUCUGGCGCUUGACGUGUUUAAGAAAGGGCUCCUGUUUGUCAGCUGUGCUAAGGUAAGUUCCCUACCCUUAGUAGGAAUUACAGCCGAUAAUUUUGAUUGUAAAGACAUACAUGCAGAUAAGGUUCAUAACUCACCUCUCUUGUAUUUUAUCAGAUUGAAGGAGUCCUUCAUAGUGAGUGGAAGUCAGGAUCUAACCUUAAAGAUAUGGAAGCUCCCAGAAUCCAUUGCUUCCAUGAAAGUUAAAGGCCAGUUAUCUGGGAUGCAGAGCUUGCAUGCAGCUUGUACGGAGAAGGCACAUGAUAAGGAUAUUAACAGCAUUGCUGUAUCUCCCAAUGACAAGCUGAUCGUCUCCGGCUCUCAAGACAAAACAGCCAAGCUGUGGUCAGCAUCCGACCUAUCCUUAAUAGGGGUCUUCAGGGGACACAAGAGGGGCAUCUGGUGUGUCCAAUUUUCACCAGCAGACCAAAUUGUAGCCACAUCAUCUGCAGACGGAUCCCUGAAACUGUGGGGGCUGCAAGAGUUCAGUUGCUUGAAGACAUUUGAAGGUCAUGAUGCCUCAGUGCUGAAGGUUAUGUUUGUGAGUCGUGGCACACAGCUGGUUACAAGUGGCUCCGAUGGCCUGCUGAAGCUCUGGACCAUCAAGACAAAUGAGUGUGUCAAGACAUUGGAUUCCCAUGAGGACAAAGUGUGGGGACUGCACAGCAACAAACUGGACAACGCUUUAGUGACCGGGUCUGCGGACUCCAGCAUUAUUCUUUGGAAGGAUGUCACAGAGACAGAGCUGGCUGAAGAACUAGCUAAAAAGGAGGAUGAGAUCUUGAAACAACAAGAGCUGUCAAAUCUUUUACACGAGAAGAGGUUCCUGAAGGCCCUGGGCCUGGCCAUUACCCUAGACCAGCCGCACACCGCACUCACCGUUAUAAAAGGUGGGCCCCCAGGAAAAUUUUCUUCAUGA
Messenger RNA from Staurois parvus, 2070 nucleotides. Lineage: Eukaryota; Metazoa; Chordata; Amphibia; Anura; Ranidae. The record is from the annotation of a GenBank genome assembly.